AUGGGGAUUACAGAAUACAGGCUGGAGAUUUACACAUUUGGAAGUAAUAGUUCGAUGAAUGUGCUGUCCUCCACAUCACCACCGCUUGUCACCACCACCAGUCCUCCACAUCACCACCGCUUGUCACCACCACCAGUCCUCCACAUCACCACCGCUUGUCACCACCACCAGUCCUCCACAUCACCACCGCUUGUCACCACCACCAGUCCUCCACAUCACCACCGCUUGUCACCACCACCAGUCCUCCACAUCACCACCGCUUGUCACCACCAGCCAGCCGCCUCUACCCUGGCGCCCGAUAUCGCCGCGGGAUCGAUCCAUCGUAUCUGA
Penaeus chinensis is the source of this 330-nucleotide messenger RNA. Its product is annotated as extensin-1-like. The record is from RefSeq and is a predicted model, not a curated record. NCBI's taxonomy places the organism in Eukaryota, Metazoa, Arthropoda, Malacostraca, Decapoda, Penaeidae. The coding region runs from base 1 to 330 and encodes 109 amino acids. The transcript is spliced from 2 exons.